GCCAGAAGCCUCCUUCCGGGGCCGGGGGGCCUCCGGCGCCCCUACCGGAGCCGUUUCAUCCCGGGGAGGCGGGCGAUCGGCGCGGCGCGGGACGCGGCACGCACCCGGCGAGCGCCCGGGGAGCGGGACUGGCUCUAAAGACAUUUUGGGGGAAAUUGAUGGGAGCUAAACCGUGGAAUGCGGCUCGCUUCCCCCCAUCUUGCUGGCUUGGCUGGGCAGCCUGGAAAAUGGUAAAUGAUCAUUUGGAUCAAUUACAGGCUUUUAGCUGUGUUGUCUGUCAUAAUUCAUGAUUCUGGUCUGGGAAAAAGACCAACAGCCUACGUGCCAAAAAAGGGGCAGAGUUUGAUGGAGUUGGGUGUACUUUUAUGUGCCAUUUUCCUCCACACCUAGAGGAAAGCACUUUUGCAGGCAUUCUGUGCAGGGGGAAUCAUGUUUGACUGUAUGGAUGUUCUAGCAGUGAGCCCUGCUCAGAUGCUGGAUUUCUACACUGCGAGUCCGUCUUCCUGCAUGCUCCAGGAGAAGGCUCUCAAAGCAUGCUUCAGUGGAUUGGCACAAACAGAGUGGCAACACCGGCACAGUGCUCAAUCAGUUGAAACUCAGAGCACCAGUUCUGAAGAACUUGUUCCGAGCCCUCCUUCACCACUUCCACCACCUCGUGUUUACAAGCCCUGUUUUGUCUGUCAAGACAAGUCAUCCGGAUAUCACUAUGGUGUCAGUGCUUGUGAGGGAUGUAAGGGCUUUUUCCGCAGGAGUAUCCAGAAGAACAUGGUUUACACAUGUCAUAGAGAUAAAAACUGUGUUAUCAAUAAAGUUACCAGAAAUCGCUGCCAGUACUGCAGACUACAGAAGUGCUUUGAAGUGGGAAUGUCCAAAGAAUCUGUCAGAAACGAUAGGAACAAAAAGAAGAAGGAACCUUCAAAGCAGGAGUCCACAGAAAACUAUGAAAUGACAGCAGAGUUGGAUGAUCUUACUGAGAAGAUCCGAAAAGCUCACCAGGAAACCUUCCCCUCACUCUGCCAGCUGGGAAAAUACACUACAAACUCCAGCGCAGAUCAUCGGGUUCGACUGGACCUCGGACUUUGGGACAAAUUCAGCGAACUUGCAACAAAGUGCAUUAUUAAAAUAGUGGAAUUUGCAAAGCGAUUGCCAGGCUUUACAAGUUUGACCAUUGCAGACCAGAUAACUCUACUUAAAGCAGCCUGCCUGGAUAUACUGAUCCUUAGAAUUUGCACAAGAUACACACCAGAACAAGACACCAUGACCUUUUCAGAUGGCCUUACCCUAAACCGAACUCAGAUGCACAACGCCGGAUUUGGCCCAUUGACUGAUCUCGUGUUCACGUUUGCCAACCAGCUCCUGCCUUUGGAAAUGGAUGAUACAGAAACAGGUCUCCUUAGUGCCAUCUGCUUAAUCUGUGGAGAUCGCCAGGACCUUGAAGAACCAAUGAAAGUGGAUAAGCUUCAGGAACCAUUGCUUGAAGCACUGAAAAUUUAUAUCCGAAAGAGACGACCCAACAAGCCUCAUAUGUUCCCAAAGAUCUUAAUGAAAAUCACAGAUCUUCGUAGCAUCAGUGCAAAAGGUGCAGAACGUGUCAUUACAUUGAAAAUGGAAAUUCCUGGAUCCAUGCCACCUCUUAUUCAGGAAAUGUUGGAGAACUCUGAAGGACACGAACCACUGACCCCAACCUCAAAUGGAAAUACUGCAGAACACAGUCCUAGUAUCUCACCCAGUUCAGUGGAUAACAGCAGUGUCAGUCAAUCCCCUAUGGUGCAAUAAGACACUUUCCAGCUACUUCAGACAUUCCUAAUACCUUACGUACAGGGAUGAAAAGCAAGAAAAACAUUUUUACUGCUGCUUAGUUUCUGGACUUAAUAUAUAUCUAUAUAUGUGUAUAUAUAUAUAGAUAAAAACUCAACAAGGACCAAGAAAUUUUCAUAUGUAUCGAUAUAUACUCCUUGCUGUUUAAACUCUUAAAACUAGAAAAAUGCAAACUUUCGAAACUCUGAAUCAGCCAUUUCAU
Molecule: messenger RNA, 2020 nt
Organism: Pygoscelis adeliae (Adelie penguin)
Lineage: Eukaryota; Metazoa; Chordata; Aves; Sphenisciformes; Spheniscidae
Gene: RARB
Product: retinoic acid receptor, beta
Exons: 8
Coding region: 430-1776 (448 amino acids)
Biological process (GO): retinoic acid receptor signaling pathway; cellular response to corticotropin-releasing hormone stimulus; regulation of transcription by RNA polymerase II
Cellular component (GO): nucleus; transcription regulator complex
Molecular function (GO): nuclear glucocorticoid receptor binding; nuclear receptor activity; zinc ion binding
Source: RefSeq, a predicted model, not a curated record